Molecule: messenger RNA, 2154 nt
Organism: Phaeodactylum tricornutum CCAP 1055/1
Lineage: Eukaryota; Bacillariophyta; Bacillariophyceae; Surirellales; Neidiaceae
Exons: 1
Coding region: 91-2154 (687 amino acids)
Cellular component (GO): membrane
Molecular function (GO): serine-type endopeptidase activity
Source: RefSeq, a predicted model, not a curated record
CAGCGAUACUACAAUGGUGGUAUGUUGCUGCUUGGACUUGCAUGAGGCUGUCAUGUGAAGUGACUAGGCAAUUUAACAAUCUACAUCAACAUGAGUGAAAGCGUCUGGUCCAAGACGAUUUUGGUAGCGCUGCUCCGAUUAUUCAUUUGCCUCUACGUCUUUCCAUUUCUGCUGGUCGGCGUUCAUUUACAUGCCGUCGCUUCCUCCCACCAGACGCUCUUCGUAUAUAUACAACGUAAAGAAUCAGGAGAAGCUAUUGGUGUAGAUAGGGAAACACGAAAAAAUAUCUACGGAACCUCGCCGUCGAUUGGGGGUGAUAACGGCGUCGAUGACGCUGUCAUCACGGGAGUAUACGACUACGUUCAAGAAGGUUUAUUCGUUUGGCGAGAGUCGCAACAUAUAAAGUCGUCGUCGUGGACUCGAUUUUCUUGGCCUGAUAUUACUUCAAACAGAUUCACUUCCCCGCGUGAUGGCUUUUCGAUCACCGACAUUUCGUCGGUAGUAAGUCCAACAAGGUUAAGUCGUUCCAGAGAUAGCUCCGAGUGGUGCUUGUAUGCAGGACGGGAUUGGAAAAAAGUUGCUUGUCACGAAGGAUCAGCCGUAGUGGGUGAAUACAUCGACACCGAUACUGUUAGCGGUGCUGUAGACACAUCAUCGCAAAAUGACAAGAUUCGCAUACAGAUCCAAUAUAUUUCUUCGUUCGAUCGGUGGAGACAUGGGUCUGCUUCAUCGCCAUUUGGCUACCGAACAACAAUCAAACUUAAGCCGUGGCAGCGCAUGCUUCUGGAAAAACCCGCGACGCUGUUUUGGAUGGGGAUCAAUAUUGGUCUAGCGUUUGUAUAUUGGAAUCGGCGUAUUGCAGUCUCGUCCGUUGCCAAAGUGUAUAGCAAGAUGAUGCAUGAUGGAGAAAUAUGGCGCGGGCUGUCCGGUGCGACGGCCCAUUUCGAGACUUGGCAUUUAUUCUUCAAUAUGCAGGCUCUAUACAGUUUGGGAUCUGAGUUAGAAAGCAAUGAUGGUAGCACCAAAUAUUCCAGUGUCACGUUCUUUAUGUACACAGCAUCGCUCGUGCUUUGGACUACCAUUUUUUGGUUGCUUUUGGAAACACUAAAGCGACGAUUUGAAAGCGCAAUGUCACCGGUCGCAUCGGGGGAUUCUCCGACUGUUGGAUUUUCCGGCGUCUUGUUUGCCUGGAUGGUGGUGGCCUCGCUCGAACAAUCUCAGACUUGUCCAGUGCAUUUUCUGCCGAGUCUGUGUUUUGUCACGCACGAAUUUGUUGGCUUCCGGUUCAACUUUGCCCCGCUCGUACAGCUUGGCAUUGCUCAAGUGUUGCUGCCCCGUGUUAGUCUAACGGGACAUUUGGCAGGAAUUUUAUCCGGGUUGGCACUGCACUGGGGCUUGUUGCCCUUGGCAUAUACGCAACCAGCCGUUUUGUUACCCACCUUGUACGCGAUGUAUCUGAAAUUCGUUUGUCCCACUACUCAAGUGUUUAGUACAAGGCUCGGCUCGAACGACACUUCGGACCGUGUCGCACGAUUCUCGCACCAAUGGGGGUUGAAGAUCGUUUUGGCCAUGUCAAGCUGGACGUUUGGCGUCAUGAAUGCACUAACGAUUUGCUUUGGACUAGUUGUUGGCUAUGGGCACUGGAAUAGUGGUAAGCUACCGAAAGAUAUAAGAGUGGUGAAGGGGUGGAUGAUCACGGUUGUCUUGGCAUGUUUAUUGGACGCUAUGAGCGUAGCAGGCUGGACACUUUUGGUCCCUGGCGCCUCGCGCCUACCGGCAGCAAUCGCACCUACGUCUGUAAUGGUCAUCCGAUGGGUAGCCUUUAUGACGAGUUUGGCUGGGGCGGCUUGUCAUUUGACGCCAACCGGUAGCACCGGUGAUAGUGGCGAUGAGGCUAAUACUAGUGGUAUAUUUGACAUGGUACUCGGAUGGACUGUGGUCCAGCCAGCGACGGUGUUGGCUCAUGCUUGGUCCCGAGAUCGUGUCUUGCCGACCGGUGUCUUUGCCGGACCUGGACAAGCGCUAGGGGGCGUGUCGUGCUCUACCGAGCUUGCUUCCUCGACGCGACCAACCCGUUGGGGUGGACAGGGGUAUCGUCUCGGUGCAAAAGUAGACGAUCGAAACCAUGACACGGAGCUCUCCGUGGUGCUGUAA